Paraglomus brasilianum is the source of this 1343-nucleotide messenger RNA. NCBI's taxonomy places the organism in Eukaryota, Fungi, Glomeromycota, Glomeromycetes, Paraglomerales, Paraglomeraceae. The record is from the annotation of a GenBank genome assembly.
UUGAAACUGUAAACGGAACUGGAACUAUCAGCGGAGGGACUUUUGGUGUUAAAUCAUUCGCAUCAAAAAAAAGAGAUCAAGAGGACUAUCACGAGGAGUUGCAGAGAAAACAAGCAAGAAUAGACGGUGAGAAUCUUCAACCUAUCUAUAACGUUCAAAUCCCUCCUCCACGCGUUGUCACUCCUCCCCAUCCACCACGAACACCUGAACAUCAAAUAUUUUCUCCGAGUUCCAUCAUUUCUCCAACCACAAGAAGUGAAAAGAGAGUUUUCUUGGACGAUUCGGUUGCCCUUGAUGAAAGCGGUGAAGACAAUCCCUAUAUGUUUCAUGAGAAGAAUAUAUCUACGCUAUUUACAUCAUAUCGCUUAAAAGCAUGGCAAAUGGCGCGAGAAUCAGGUUUAUCUAUCGAAACAGACUACCGUGAGAUAUUGAGCUUAUCGCAUAUUUUAUUGUUACAAGCUGAUAAUUUCUCGGAUCUGCAGAUUGAACAUUUCUCCGUUACAUAUUAUAACUUUUUAUAUGGUGGUUUUGGUGCACUUGAUGAAGAUCUUGGGCUGAAAGAAGCGGAAAGAAGCGUAGAACGAUUAUUCACAAAGUCCUUUGAUAACCCCAUUGACCAGAAAAGGUUUGAAAGGAUACGGUUUAUCUUUCUACAGUUAACGAAAAAUAUUCCUGUUAAGCCAUUGAAGGACCAUCUUAGUGAGGGCACUCUGACUGCCAACAUUAUUAGUCCAGUAUUGCGCUCCUUCUUUCACGAUGCUUCAAUACAUCCGGCCAUUUGGCCCAACACUGCCAGUAUGAGUAGCAAAAUCCGUAAACUUGCCGAUCUAGAUCCCUCACGAGCAAAGCAACCAGACAUGAUCGGAAAUGUUGUGAAUAACAACAAAUCCAAAUACGAAAUUAUGUUUGGUGAGAUUACAGGAGAAGGAAAAAACAACAACGAAAAGAAGAACAACUUAGAUCUUAUCAGGCUAGGCAUUUUCAUGAAGGAUGCUCUUGAUCUUCUCAUUAAGAAGACAGGGGAAGAUCAUAUGAUUUUUGCGUGGCAAACAAUAGUGACAAUAUGGACGGGUUAUAUCAUGGUUUUGACCACUCCAGGACUCUAUAUUAUGUUCGAUACUGGCGAAACUGAACUUCCAAAGUCCUUUCAAACCUGCGGACAAUUCAUUAAUGGCAUUGACAAUUUGUUCACAUUCACUGACAAAUACGAGAAUGAAGUGCAAAGGCUUCGUGAUUAUAUUAACAAAAAGAAAGAAAAUGGUAAUGUCCCUGUAGAAAUCAUAAAUAGGUUGAGAGCUACGUUGAGAACACCGCAGUUUAAAGAAAUAGUUAAACGUAAAUAA